Messenger RNA from Dentiscutata erythropus, 273 nucleotides. The record is from the annotation of a GenBank genome assembly. NCBI's taxonomy places the organism in Eukaryota, Fungi, Glomeromycota, Glomeromycetes, Diversisporales, Gigasporaceae.
UAACCAUAUUGCGAAUGCAAUCAAUAACAUAGAAAAUCAAGCUGAGCUUUUUCUUGUUUUUCAAAUUCAACUUGAUAAUGUUGCACUUAGUGGAGUUAGUAUAGGUGUAAAACUUAUAGCUAAAUUAAUUAUCAAUAAAAUAGAGAAAGAAGAUGGUUAUAAUUGGACAUAUGUAAUAGAAUAUAGAUUUACUAUAUCAUAUUGGUUAAAAGAUUAUAUAAAAUACUUGUUCGGGUAUUUACAAGACUUUGGUCUUUUAAUCAAUGUAUUAUA